Molecule: messenger RNA, 2906 nt
Organism: Magallana angulata
Lineage: Eukaryota; Metazoa; Mollusca; Bivalvia; Ostreida; Ostreidae
Product: zinc finger protein ZFP2-like
Exons: 7
Coding region: 122-1747 (541 amino acids)
Biological process (GO): regulation of transcription by RNA polymerase II
Molecular function (GO): DNA-binding transcription factor activity; RNA polymerase II cis-regulatory region sequence-specific DNA binding
Source: RefSeq, a predicted model, not a curated record
GCUAUUUCGACCGUAUCUUUUCCGGUGUUAAUUUUUUCUAUCCUAAUCCUUCCGAAAAUUUAUAUAGAAAUUGCUGUAUUGGAGGGCUUUCAAACAAAAUAACUGGCGUCUUUAUGCUAAAAUGGAGAGAAAAGAUAAGCAGCCAAACCGAACAGAAAAAGCUUUAGAACCCUCAACAACCAACUCAGAAAACACAGUUUCUGGUGAUGAAGCAAAAGAAGAAGUUGAUCUAGGUUCAUCAUCUGGAGAAAAGGUGACCCCUGUAACAGUGGAGAAAUGUAACACUGUGGAUCCAGCAUCCAUUCAUGACCAUGAUACAGAGGGUGUCAGUCUUCUCUUAGGUAUGAGAGACAGCAUUAUUGCUAGUGAAGAGAAGGCAAAUUUAGAGAAAAACAAACUAAAGAGAGGUGGGGGUGCUUUAAAUGAGCAUGAGUAUUUUUCACCAACAAAACAAGUGAGGAAGACCCUGGACACAGAAGAAGCUUCAACCAGUGAUGAGGACAUAGACCAGGAAGACAAGACACCUAAUGAAGAAGUUAGCUCUAAUAACCAGGAUGUAAAUUGUGUUAUAGACCAUGUGGAUGAAACUGCCAAUAAAGAGGAAGAGGAAGUUGCCAAAGUGGUGCGCACUGAAGAAGUUACGACAGUGGAUGAGGACAGCCAUGAACCAGUGUACAAGUGUGCAUUUUGUGACCAGUUCCACACCAAGUCCGAGCUGAAGAAACACAUUCAGAAGCAUGUUGGGGACAAGCCCUAUCACUGUGACCACUGCUCCAAGACUUUCAGUGGGCGGGGACCACUUCAGAGCCACCUGCGUAUCCACAACCGUUCGACGGCCGUCAAGUGCACUGUCUGUAAUGAGGCUGUGCGAGACAAGAGUGCGCUGUCAGCUCAUAUGAAGAUUCACAUCACCAAUCCUCCUUAUAAAUGCUGGUUCUGUAGUCAAACCUUUAUCAAGAAUGAACACCUUCAAAAUCACCUCAGGAUACAUGCAGGGGAAAAACCUUACAAGUGUGAGGAAUGUGGGAAGUCGUUCAGCUACUCCUCUAAUUACAAAGUUCAUGUUCGACUCCACACUGGGGACCGGCCCUACAAGUGUGGGGUGUGUGAUGAAACCUUCCGACAACUGCACUCCCUCAAAGCUCAUCAGAGCAAACACACAGGAGAAAAGCCUUACAGGUGUGGUAUCUGUGACAAACAGUUCCUCCACAAAAGAAGCCUGCAGUUUCAUCUCCGCAUUCACUCGGCCGAUUGUGAAAUCGAGAAAAUGCAUGCAGAGGAUAUUCCAGGUCGAUGUGAUGCUUGUAAAACCCUAUUCACUGCCAAAAUGGACCUGCUCCGUCGGAUAAAAAUCAACUCUGGGGAGCGGCCUUAUGGAUGUAGGGAAUGUGGAGAGUGCUUUCUGGAGGCGGAUGCCCUUAAAUCUCAUUUCAGACAACAUGCCAAAGAGAGUACUAAAGGAUGCCUGAUUUGUGGAAAAGGGGAUGAAGGAGUCACUCCUAAGAAUGCAUACUUAGACAUACAUAAACAUAUGAAAACAAUGAGGCUUCAGUUAAGAGGUUUCAAAAGAGGUUUCAAAAGAGAAGUUUCUCUGAUGAAAAAGGAGAUUGGCAUGAUGAAGAAAUCAGAUGAAGACAGUAAUGAGGAGGAGUGUGUUUCCCCGGAGAUCAAGUUUGAUGAGGAAAAUGAAUUGAGAGAAGAGAAACUGGACCAUCAAAUCAUUUCACAUGAGGAGGUGGUAAAUUGAAAGUAGGACUAAUUGUAUCAAAGUUGUAUAUAUUUUACUUGUAGUUAUUGUUAGAUAUUUUAUAAAUUCCACUUAUCUUUUCGAAGGGAAGAUUCUUUUCAUAACUGCAUUAGAACAGGCAUUUAUUAACACUGAACAAUAGUAAUGAACAUGCAAGGGAAUUACAUUUAGUUUAAUGAAAGGCAACAGAAAUGCAUUCAACUUGUUUUUGAGCUUUAAUUGAUUCUCUUGUACAUGUAUCUUGUUUUGAAAGGUUGAUUAAAUAAUAUCAUAUGGCAAAGACAUACAUUGAUCUCUUCAUAAAAAUUUUUUUCCCACAAUUUGAAGAAAAAAAACCCAUUUUAUAGGCAUGUGCAAAGUAAUCAAGCUUUUAACAUUUAUGAACAGUACUGGUUGAUCAUUCCUGAUAAUUGACAUACAUUUUCAUCAGUGGAAAAAAUUCAGUGUAAUAUAUUUAUUGUAUAUUGCAUAUAUAACAGUACAUGCACCAGAACAUAUACCAUCAGCCCCAACAAAAUACAGGGUGUCAAUACAUUUAUACAUGUAGUAAACAUGACAUUUAUCCUGAUUGAAUAAAAUGUAUUGAUUAUUGAAAACAAUGUUUAAACCAACUUACUUGAAUUCGAUUUAUAUAUUUAUGUAUGUAAAUUAUUGACUAUUAACCUGUAAAGAAGAUAACAAAUGAUAGUGCUAAAGAUAAAUAUUUUGUAGAUUUUACAUACUAGUACUUACAUAUAAUGUGUAUUUGGUGUAUUUUCAAUGUUAUUCUCUGCAAUACAAAAUGCAUUGAAAUAAUCAAUAUACCGUAUAUUCUGGUUUUCUGUUACAAUGAUUCUCUGUUAUAAUCCAAUAACAAACAGAAGUGUUGAACUUCCUUUGAAUUAUUAGGACUUCAAUCUGUAGAGUUUAGUUUUCUCUGCAUGUCUUACAUCUAAAACGAGGACAUACAAUAUGUACAUGGCUGUUAUUAUAAAAUUUUCAUUAUUGUUAACACAUGAAAUUAAUUUGAAAGGGAUAAAUAUAUGCAUUGGUUUUCUUUCUUUUAAUUGGUUUGCUGUUUUAUGACAUAAAUCAGAUUCUUGUAUAAUCAUUCUUUGCUUUAUGCAUGCAUGUUUAGUGAUAGAAUGUAACGUUACAAGAAAUAAAUUGUUUCAAAUUC